AUGGCAAUGAAGGGUUAUCUGACAUGUGGUUCAUCAUCCUGUUGCCAAAGUGCUGAUUUACCCAAUCUUAAGAGUCACUUUAGAAGAAUUGACGAAACAAAGAUGAUUGUUAAGAAGUGGUGCUUAUUUUUUCACUUGAUCGGAGUUCUGCAGAUCAUUUCAGGUCAGAUUUGUUUACCUCCCGGGCCAGCUUGUUUUGGUGCCGCAUGUUGUGGUUGUCCUAACAUGUUUUAUGACGCCCAUGACCAGACUUUUAAACUACCUUACGCUAUGCUUGGAAAGGCCGAUUGCCUCGACAAUAGCUGCCUAAAUCAAGCAAAUCAAUUCUAUCCUCCAGGCUCCUGUGAGAGAGAAAGAUACGAUGCUUAUACCCAGCCUGAAGAAAAUUAUGGAGGAGUCGACCUUGUUUUUGACAUCAAUACAUCUAGGACAACAUCGCCAUCUCAUAAAGAUGACAUCGAAAUGUUAGGGGGUGUAGUCCCGAGGGAGUUUAUGAAGCGUCUAGUGAGACAGUUACGAAUUGGACCUGUCUUUAGUGCAGAUGGUAGUGAAAGACUGGUCAAAAACAGCAAAGUUGGCGCUCUAUGCUUCUUUGGAAAUCUCACCAUGCAUUUUGGUUUCACCGAUUUUGAGAACAUUGCUUCUCUGGAAUAUGGUAUCACAAAUAUGGAUCUGAAGCCAAAGAAGAAAGCAAAACCACACAAAUCAUUCGACAAAAUACGCGAGGAUUAUUUCGGCAAUUCUCCGUAUUCUCCCUAUGGCCGAGAGUUCAACCGCAACCUCGUGUUAGUAUUCGAUGAUGGUGUUUACAGUCGCCAAGGCACAAUCGGAGCUGACAACAAGUUCGUAGCAUCACUAGAUGCUUUGAAAGAGGUUGCCGAAAUAUUUGUUGUUGGGGUGACACAUUAUUCCGACAAAUCAAAGUCUUACGAGAACGCAAGGGAAAACUGGUUGAAGAUGGCAUCCAAACCAGAGAACAUUAUCACUGCCGGAGCUGGCGAGUUACUUGCCACCGACACGUCAGACCUUAUGAUUGAUUAUCUAGUAUUCAAGACAUUACAACUCUUCCCGAAAGUUUUAGUUGAUAAACCAGAUUACAGCGCAUGAGAAGACGAUUUAUUUCAAUUGAUAUAUUAAUAAAUUUUAAUAAAACUAAAAUAAAAAAAAAA
This is a messenger RNA of Owenia fusiformis, 1169 nucleotides long. NCBI's taxonomy places the organism in Eukaryota, Metazoa, Annelida, Polychaeta, Sabellida, Oweniidae. The record is from the annotation of a GenBank genome assembly.